CCUAUUCCUCUGAAGUUCAGAUAACGCUUCUCUCUCUCUCUCUCUCUCUCUCUCUCUCUCUGUAUUCUCUGUCUCUUCGGCGGAGAAUUCAAAUCUCUAACUCUCUCUUUUUUAAUUUCUGAUAUAAACCAGCGAUGGAUAUCUUCAAUAGCUUUCUCAGCGUGAUUAUGCAUGUUUUGAUUACUGUGUUCUUGCUAUUCUAUCUCCCCAUCGCCUGGAUUUGCAGACUGACAGCAUUUGUCUUCGUUAAGCCCUUUUGCAAAGAAGAUGUUAGGGGAAAGGUGGCUCUGAUAACGGGGGCUUCUUCCGGCAUUGGAGAGGAACUGGCUUACCAAUAUGCAACUAGAGGAGCCUCUCUAGUUCUUGUAGCCAGAAGAGAGCACGCACUAAAAAAAGUUGCUAAGGCUGCAUUGGGGAAAGGCUCGCCAGAUGUAUUAGUGAUCAAAGCAGACAUCUCCAAAGAGUCAGAAUGCAAGAGAGUCAUUGAAGAAACCAUUGCCCACUUUGCCCAAUUGAAUCACCUAGUUGUUAAUGCUGGGCUUCUUUCCAGUUCUCUCUUUGAAGAGAUCACCAACAUAUCUGCUUUCAACCAAGUUAUGGAUGUAAAUUUCUGGGGUGCAGUAUAUACAACCUAUUACGCUAUUCCAUACCUGAAGAAUAGUCAAGGGAAUAUCAUUGUCACAUCUUCAGUUGCCGGACGUGUUCCCACUGCAAGAAUGAGCUUUUACAAUGCAAGCAAAGCUGCACUAAUUAGAUUCUAUGAAACACUGAGAGCAGAGUUUGGAUCAGACAUACGAAUCACCAUACUGACACCAGGAUACGUAGCUUCAGAACUUACAAAGGGGAAAUUUCUUCAAAAAGGAGGUGAAAUUGGAGUCAAUGAGGAGAUUAGAGAUGUUCAGGUUGGACUUUUCCCAGUUGGAUACACAGAUAAAUUUGCAGAGAUUGUUGUGGAAAGUGCAUGUAGAGGUGAUGAGUAUGUGACUUGGCCAUCUUGGUACCAACCUUUUCAUGCAAUCAUGUUCUUUGCUCCUGAGAUAAUCAACUGGUAUUCAAGAUCAUUCUAUCUUACUAAACCUGGCGUUGAUUCAAGUAAGGCGCUCAGUAGAAAAAUCUUGGAGGCUACAGGAGCAAAAAAGUUUUUAUAUCCAUCUUCCAUCAGAUCACCCACUGCUAAGUUGGAUUGCACAAAAUAGUUAGUCCCAUAAGCUAACUAUCCAAAAAAUUAAAGAGCUUUAGUUCAAGUGAAAUGUUCUUUGAAUUUUAGGUAGUGAUUAUAAAUUCGAGUCUUAUUUGUAAUUUUUUAAUUAAAUGUUAUAUAGUUUUAUGCGUGAAAUUUAAUUUGUAGUUGAUUGUCCUUUUAUUUGUAAUUGAUAUUAUGUUCUAAUUUUAAUUAAUACAAAAUAAAAUAUUUGGAAGAAGUUUUUAAGUA
Dendrobium catenatum is the source of this 1432-nucleotide messenger RNA. Its product is annotated as 11-beta-hydroxysteroid dehydrogenase 1B-like. Lineage: Eukaryota; Viridiplantae; Streptophyta; Magnoliopsida; Asparagales; Orchidaceae. Bases 135 to 1196 code for a protein of 353 amino acids. Gene Ontology annotation, molecular function: oxidoreductase activity. The record is from RefSeq and is a predicted model, not a curated record. The transcript has 6 exons.